UUCCAUUAUUUUUUUAUUAAAUGCAUACUUUCUUCAAAAGCUUUGUACAAAACGAUGUCGUUGCGUACUUCUACAUGUUUUUCUAAUCAGUUCUUCGAUGUUCCUGCGGCAACCAAUUUCCGUCACCGGAGACUUACCGGAAGUCACUCCAUCCGUCGACCCUGCCUGAUGAUGUCACAUGACAACAACUACCACGCCGAUUCUAAGAUUAAUUCCUCUUCCUUGCUGAGUGCUGUGACCAACCUUCUAUGGGGUCGAUCCUUACCGCCGGGAGUUCUCGUCACCACCGUCCGCACCGCUUGGAACUCCACGUGGCAGCUCAUGAUGUCUCAGAUCGCUCCCUCUGAUUCCACCGGCGGGUAUUCAAGACCCGCUUCAAAAUUCCGAUUCUCCGAUUCUCCAGCAAGUGGGCCCCUCCACCUGUACGUUGGGCUGGCAUGCCCGUGGGCCCACCGUACUCUCAUAGUACGCGCACUCAAAGGGUUGGAAGAAGCCGUUCCUGUAUCGGUUGCGUCCCCGAGUGACGACGGGUCGUGGGAAUUCAAACGAGUUAGCGGUGUGGAUACGGAUCGGGUAAUUCGUCCGAGUUUGGAUAACGCGAAUGGUUGUAAAACUUUGAAAGAAGUUUAUAAGCUUCGAAGAGGUGGGUAUGAUGGAAGAUCCACUGUGCCAAUGUUAUGGAACAAGGACUCUAAAGAUGUUAUAUGUAACGAAAGUUACGAUAUCAUUCAAAUUUUCAAUUCCAGGUUAAAUGGGUUGGCCAGUAACCCUGAGUUGGAUCUUUCACCACCUGAGUUAAAGGAUAAGAUUGAGGAAUGGUAUAAAGUGAUAUAUCCAAAUGUGAAUAAUGGUGUUUAUAGGUGCGGGUUUGCGCAGAGUCAAGAAGCAUACGAUACAGCGGUAAAUGAAUUGUUUAGUACACUUGAUGAGUUGGAGGAUCAUUUGUCAAAUUCUCGCUACUUGUGUGGAGACAGGCUUACACUUGUUGAUAUUUGUUUGUUUACUACUUUGAUUCGGUUUGAUAUUGCUUAUAAUGUUUUAUUUAAAUGUACCAAGAAGAAGUUGUAUGAGUAUCACAAUCUACAUGCCUACAUGCGUGACAUUUAUCAGAUUCCUAAAGUCGCAGAUACUUGUAAUUUUCAAGAAAUUAUGGAUGGUUACUAUAAAACCCUUUUCCCUCUCAAUCCAGGGAGCAUUAGACCAAUCAUACCUUCGACUUCAGAGCAUGAAACCCUUUGCAGGCCUCACGGCAGGGAAUCCUUGUCAUCAUCAUCAACUACACCAAUGUUUGUCAAAUAAUGAACUGCCUCCCAGCACAUUAUUGUUUUCUUAUGUUGAUUCAGUUCUGUAAGAGUUAAAUAAUCUGCAAUUCAAAGUUUUAAGGCAAUGCAAGUGUAUAGCAUACUUUCACUUAAAUAAUGUCAUGAUGUACUGUUUAUACGUACUCUUGACUAGAGAUUUUAUCUAUUUCCACAUUAGCGCCAAA
Cicer arietinum (chickpea) is the source of this 1486-nucleotide messenger RNA. RefSeq lists its product as uncharacterized. The record is from RefSeq and is a predicted model, not a curated record. Gene Ontology annotation, molecular function: glutathione transferase activity. NCBI's taxonomy places the organism in Eukaryota, Viridiplantae, Streptophyta, Magnoliopsida, Fabales, Fabaceae. Gene Ontology annotation, cellular component: cytoplasm.